Durio zibethinus is the source of this 1195-nucleotide messenger RNA. RefSeq names its product epoxide hydrolase 2-like. The record is from RefSeq and is a predicted model, not a curated record. Lineage: Eukaryota; Viridiplantae; Streptophyta; Magnoliopsida; Malvales; Malvaceae. Gene Ontology annotation, molecular function: catalytic activity.
AAAUCGAAAACUCUUCUAAGAAAAGUUGUUUGAAAAAGACAAGAAUCCACCUUCAAAACCAAAGCCGAAGCUAUAUCCCACUCGGGACAAGGCCUAACUAUGGGAACUGUCGCUACAGAGUACAAGCAUUUAGCAACAAAAGCUACAGAAAAAAUUGUCUGAAACCGAACAUGGAGAAGAUAGAGCACACCGUGGUGACCACCAACGGCAUAAAAAUGCACGUCGCAUCGGUUGGUUCAGGCCCGGUAAUCCUUUUCCUGCACGGCUUUCCCGAGCUUUGGUAUUCCUGGAGGCACCAGCUUCUUUCCCUGUCAUCCCUCGGGUACCGUUGCGUGGCUCCCGAUCUUCGUGGGUUCGGUGAUACCGACGCGCCUCCCUCGGCGACUUCAUACACUGUUUUCCACAUCGUGGGGGAUCUCGUUGGCCUUCUCGACGCGCUUGGUGUUGACCAGGUGUUUUUGGUGGGGCAUGAUUGGGGUGCGAUGAUCGCAUGGUAUUUUUCCCAGUUCAGGCCUGAUAGAGUCAAGGCUUUGGUCAACAUGAGCGUGGCGUAUCGGCCUAGGCACCCCAAGGUGAAGCCCGUGGAAGGACUCAGGGCUUUGUUUGGUGACGAUUAUUAUAUUUGCAGGUUUCAGGAACCUGGGGAGAUUGAAGAAGACUUUGCUCAGAUGGAUACUGCAAAAGUUAUGAAGUUAUUUCUUACAUCUCGCAAUCCACGUCCACCUUGUAUUCCUAAAGAAACAGGUCUCAGAGGUUUGCCUGAUCCUCCAGCCUUGCCUUCUUGGCUUUCAGAAGAAGACAUCAACUACUAUGCUAGCAAAUUUAAUCAAAAAGGAUUCACCGGAGGACUGAACUAUUACCGAGCUUUGAAUCUAAACUGGGAACUGAUGGCGCCAUGGACCGGAUUACAAAUCAAAGUGCCAGUUAAAUUCAUCGUGGGCGACCUGGACAUUACAUACCACACCCCUGGUGUCAAGGAUUAUAUACACAAUGGUGGAUUCAAGAAACAUGUGCCUUUCUUGCAGGAAGUAGUUGUCAUGGAAGGAGUAGCCCACUGUCUAAACCAAGAAAAGCCCGAGGAGAUUAGCAUGCACAUUUAUGACUUUAUUAAGAAAUUCUGAUUCUGAUCUCCUAUGGUACCUGACCUCCCUUGACGUUCAGAUUCUACAAUAAAGUGUUAAGACGUUGCAAUGGA